UUACAAAGCGGAAACCUGCAGAGAUCUUCCGCUACAUCGCUUGAGCUAUCACUGCUGAACAGUGACCUUCUCCGUGUGGUCCAGUGCACUUAAAUAUUAGAGAUGGCAGGUGGUGCAUUCGCUGGCUGGUGGUCUAAGAUGGGACCCUAUUACACCAAGGCCUACCAGGAGAUGUGGGUUGGUGUAGGAAUCAUGACUUUCAUGUACUACAAACUUUCAUAUGGAGGAAAGAAGAAAGCAGUGCAGUCAAAGCCCGCCCACUGAUUGGAUCACCGGAGUGUCAUUCCCCAUGUCUUCUCGUCCCCCGAAGAACUUUACCUGAAUAUAUGUAUUUUGUUUUUUGGAAACAAUAAAAUUAUUGAUUUGGAUCACAAUAUGGA
This is a messenger RNA of Pimephales promelas (fathead minnow), 380 nucleotides long. RefSeq names its product ATP synthase membrane subunit j (gene atp5mj). Gene Ontology annotation, cellular component: mitochondrion. Lineage: Eukaryota; Metazoa; Chordata; Actinopteri; Cypriniformes; Leuciscidae. The record is from RefSeq and is a predicted model, not a curated record.